Uncinocarpus reesii 1704 is the source of this 1380-nucleotide messenger RNA. RefSeq lists its product as uncharacterized. Lineage: Eukaryota; Fungi; Ascomycota; Eurotiomycetes; Onygenales; Onygenaceae. The transcript is spliced from 5 exons. The coding region runs from base 1 to 1380 and encodes 459 amino acids. Gene Ontology annotation, molecular function: pantothenate transmembrane transporter activity. The record is from RefSeq and is a predicted model, not a curated record. Gene Ontology annotation, biological process: pantothenate import across plasma membrane. Gene Ontology annotation, cellular component: plasma membrane.
AUGGCCAAGUUCAUCGAAUACCUGCGCGGCAAGGAGAGCCGGCCCGGCGAGGCGGCGCUCCUGCGCAAGCUUGAUUUCUUCAUCCUGACGUUUUGCUGUCUGAUGUACUUUGCCAACUACCUGGACCGGUCCAACCUGGCCAAUGCCUAUGUGUCUGGGAUGAAGGAGGACCUGAACUUCAAGGGCAGCCAGUUCAACCAGAUCAACACGAUCUUCACGGUCGGAUACAUCCUGGGCCAGGUGCCGUCGAACCUGGCGCUGCAGUACAUCAAGCCGCGCAUCUUCUUCCCGGGGAUGAUGCUGGUGUGGGGAGGGCUGACGAUGGUGACGGCGGCGGUCAAGAACCCGCAGGGCAUCAUGGCGAUCCGGUUCUUCCUGGGGCUGGCGGAGUCGUCGACGUUUGUGGGCACGCACUACAUCCUGGGGUCGUGGUACACGGAGCGCGAGCUGGGCAAGCGCAGCGGCAUCUUCACGGCGUCGGGGCUGGCGGGCACCAUGUUUGGCGAGUUCAUCCAGACGGGCAUCAUCUCGUCGCUGCACGGGGCGCGGGGGAAUACCGGGCUGGCGAUUGACGGGCUGAUCACGGUGCCAAUCGCGCUGUACGGGCUGUUCCUGUUCCCCGACACGCCAGCGACGACGACGGCGCCGUACCUGACGGCGGAGGACCGGGCGCUGGCGAUGGCGCGGGUGCCGGAGCGCGGGGCGGAGCGCACGCGGCUGGACUGGGCGUUUGCGCGGCGGGUGUUUGGGUCGUGGCACUGGUACGGGUUCGUGAUGCUGUGGGUGAUUGCGGGCGAGACGGAGUCGUUCUCGACCAACUCGCUGCUGGCGCUGUACAUGAAGGCGCACCCGACGCGGCGGUACACGGUGGCGCAGAACAACAACUACCCGUCGGGCGUGCCGGCGGUGGGCAUCGUGUCGACGCUGUUCUGGGCGACGCUGACGGACUUUCUGGGCGGCAAGCGGUACCUGGUGGGCUUCUGGAUCGCGGUGACGGGCGUGGCGACGUCGGCGAUGAUCCUGGCGCCGGGCGCGUCGACAGCAACGGUGUUUGGGGCGUACUACUGGGCGGGCUCUGUGUAUGCGUGCCAGGCGACCUUUUUUGCGUGGGCCAACGACGUGAUGCGGUACCGCGACGACGCGCUGCGCAGCGUGGUGAUUGCGAGCAUGAACAUGGGCAGCAAUGUGAUUAAUGCGUGGUGGAGCAUUGUGUUUUACCCGGCGGACACGGCGCCGUACUUUACACGCGGGAUGUGGGCGAUGAUAGCGUGCUCGAUCGCGAUGGCGGUGUGGACGGGCGGCGUGCUGUACAUGGCGGAGCGGGAGAAGAAGCAGACGCAGCGGGCGGUGGUGGACAAGGGCGAGGACGAAAAGGUGUAA